AAAGCCUUUACUUUGGGACACCUGGGUCAUAUUUGCACUGAGAAGACGUCGGGAAUUACGGAGUUUAGGCGGCGAUGCUAAAUCUGUGAGGGGAAAGAACCGAGAAACGCAGACUGGGAAGCUGCCUUAUCCUUCACCGUUUUAUUUUGGCCGGGGGAACAUAUUUCUGUUUGCGAAGAUGUUUUCGCGCCUGUUAACCAUCACUUGGUUUAUUAUAACGAUCGCAUCCGCUCCAAUGACUGCGGACAUAAAUACCGCGAUUUCCGUUACCGAUCCAGCGGAAUCGACUGUGCUGCCCGGGACACUUGGGCCACCCACGUCGGACACUGCCCAAGUCUCAGUGGACUCCGUUACCGCUGGCUACGGCACUACGGAAACAGGACUGACUGAUGGGUACAGCCCUGUAUCAUCCUCGACAUUAACAGAAACUCACUCUGCUAGCCCUCUGACUAACUCUAAUUGGGUCUCAAUGGAUGUGAUCACAGAGUCUGAACAUAAUUCUUUAGCAUCCUCAAUAUCACCAGGAAGUACCUCUUCCAGUCCUGUUAGUAGCACUGUUUGGGUCCCCAUGGAUGUAGUCACAACAGCUGUCUAUGGCCCCGUAGUGUCUGCCACAUCUCCAGAAAAUAAUGCCACUAUAAUUGAGAGUACCUCUGAGUAUGUUGCUAUAGAAACGACUACUGUCCGCAUUAGUACAACAUCUCCUGUGACUCCCGGCUUUGAUUUGAAUACCAGUACCCCUAAGGAUAUGGCAAGUUCAGUCACUGUGGAACAAAUUACAGAUCCUACUCAUGACCACUUAGUUUCUAGCACCUCUUCAGAAAAUGACACAGUUCCCACCAAGACACCCAAAAGUGUCACAACAGAUCCAGAACUUUCCACUGGGUUCUUCUCAGCUUCCACAUCUGAAAGUAACUUCAGCAACCCUGUCACUAAUCACGUUACUAUGGAAACAGCUACAGCCCAUAUCUCGAUUGCACCUUCUACUCCUAAAGAAACUUACUCCACCACCCUGACAAAUACAGCGUUAAACAGCAUGGAAACGAUCACGGUCUCUCCACAUAAGACUGUGUCACCUGAAAUGAACUCUGAUGGUUAUGGGAGAACUACAUUUCAGACCACCAUGGAAGCUGUUACAAGGUCCACAAAUACAGCUGGUGUUUCCUUGACAAAAAAUGAAUCUACUACAUCUUAUCAGGUCACAAUCGUGAAUGUCACAUCAACUAUCUAUAACCCAGGAGUGUCCCAAACAUCUCAAGAAGAUGACCACAGCACCACUCAGGUCACACAGCAUGAGGCCACAACUCUUGUUCAUAACCGCACAUCUUCUACAUCUCCAGAAAAUCACUAUGACACUAGUGUAGCAACUUCUCAUCAUAUCACCAUGAAAACUACUGUUGAUAUGCCUACAUCAACUUCUACAUCUCUAGAAAACUACUCUACCAUCCCUGAAAGUACCCCCAAUAAUAAUCUCACAGCAUUUCCAACAUCUGAAAAUUAUUUCUCCACACCAGCUUCAAAUUAUACUGCCUAUAUUCCUGUUGCAUCCUCUGUAACUCCAGCAGCGGGCUCCUCUACCCCUGUUGGCACAUCAACUGAAACAGUGACGACCUCUGUCUACAAUCCCACCAAAUCCACUACAUCUCCCACUGAUUCCGACACAACCUUCCCUCAAGGUCCUGCUACAACUCAAGGACUAGAAAGCACCUCAGUUACUGAGUCACCGGGACAAGGCACCAGUGAAAUGAGUGCUAACCAGUCAAUGAGUACCCCUGUAGAUCAAACAUCCAUGGCCAUGACAGAAAUUUCAGUGACUACAGUAGCAGGUCCAACUGGUUCCCUUGCAGAUGCCACCAGCACCAUGGCUACUGUGAUGAGCGAUCAAUCCACCAGCUCUACAUUCCCCACGACCACGAUGUCGGUGCCUAUCACCAACACGGGCGUCCCAGAACAAAGCAGCAGUAGUCCGAUUGUGCCGGUUACCGGAUCCACUACCGCACCAGCCACCACCAGACUUCCUGUCAGACCUGGAGGUUUCUGUCCCUCGAAUCCAUGUCCCUUUAAUAGCGUCUGUCUGGAGCUCAUCACCAGCUUCAGCUGCCUCUGUCUGGCUGGGUCGUACUUCUCCGGAGGGCUCUGCAUCCAAGCUAGAGUGUUUCCAGGAACGCUGCAUAUAAAAACGUUGGAGUUUCAGUCUGAAAUGAGCAACAGGUCAUCCCAGGCGUUUCAAGAAAUGGCGGCGAAGAUCUCACAAGAGUUGGGGGAUGCACUGACGGACCAGCCGGGGUAUGUAAAAACCAUUGUCCAGGAACUCAGAGAAGGGAGCGUAGUGGCCUCAGUAGACAACAUAUUCAAGCUCGGCUCCAACGCCACCAAGCAGUCCACCAUCAGCGCCAUACAUGCCGCCAUCCAGGACUGUGCUGGGAAUUGCGGCAUUCUGACCAUGGCACAUUUCAACGCCACAGACCUGUGCAAACAGGAGCCUGCCCCAUGUGACCUCCAGACGACCAAUUGCGUAUUUCAGGACAAUGGCACCGCCAAGUGCAUCUGCAAGGAGGGCUACAUCCCCUCCCUCUACUCCAACACCUCCUGUGCAGCAUGCCUCAGCGGCGAGAGAUCAGAAAACGGGAAGUGUGUUCCGUGCCCAUUUGGUUACGGUGGAUUUAACUGCCAUGACUCAUAUCUGUUGGCCAUGGUGGUGAUCUCCUGUGUGUUGGGCAGUCUGUUGCUCAUUCUUCUGCUGGCCUUCAUCAGUUACUGUCUGAGAAGGUCACCGCCGAAGUCCAGUUACAACAGCCCUUACCUGUCUGAUGAGAUGAGCUCCGUGUGGCCGCAGCAGGAUGUCACAAACAUCCCCCGGGCCAGCAGCAUCUGGGACCCGACCCAAAUAGAGAUGAUGGAGACCGCCAAUGCUGACUCCGAGCUGGGCAGCAAGUUGCAUGGAAAUGGCGCGACGGAGUCUUGCAGUGUUGUCCCUGAAGACAUGAGGACCUUCAAAGGGAAAAACUCUUCAAGAUACUCAUACCUGAUCCAAGGUCACCAAAAUCCAUACUUUAUUGCAGAUGAAAUGAAAAUAACCACAUAGCUUUUUCUUUAUUCAUUUUUAAAACUCAGGAGGGGAAUAUUCAGAUGGACACAGAAUGACCUGCUUUUCCUCUCGCGCAACACCAAGACACAUCCUCAAAUGAUAUAAUCAAGGCAGUAGAUAGUGUGUGUAAAAACAGUAGCAGAUGCAUCAAUGGUUUCUGUCCUAAUCCAGCGAAACCCAGGAGUAUUUGAUGAACAACCUGGCUGGCUCCAAUAUUGAUCCUUACUAACAGGUUACUCAGACUGAAUGGCACCUGUUACCAGUGUGAUUUAAGGGAACAGCUUGUAAACUGUGUAACCCAUCAAGAAUAUUUUCGUCUCGAGCAAUAUGCACAGCUAUUUUCGAGCCACCGUACAGUGCUGAUAAUGCGAUGAGAUGCAAUGCACAGUUUCAGCCAGAAGAUGUCACCAUUUUCACAUUUUUUUUAAUUUCUCCACACUGCUUUAUGUCUGUGGGGACGGUGGCCAUUUUUUUUAAUUUUUUUUUACUAGUGCUUCUUAUGUAUAAUUUGAUUAUGUCCGUUUGUUGUGUAUGAAUGACUGAAUUUCUUGCCGAUAAGCAGGGAAGUAAUUUAGCUGCUGUCGUGCAUUUAGUUAAUUGAAUUUAACGCCCUUUUGUGAGCGCGAUGCCUCAGCUGACGGGCAGUCUUCUGGCGCUAAGCUGUAGCAUUCCUCGCCGGAGCUCUGGACACGCGGCUUUGUCCUCUGGGAGCUGCUGAUUAGCGUGCGCCUGUUAUCGUGGUUUGCUUGAAAAAGCGUGGAGGAAACAUUUGAGCUUAUCAUAAAGUGUUUAUUCUGGUUGUGCCAACUAUGUACGUGUGCUUAGGGUCAAAGUCAAUGUAUGCGAGUUAUUUUCAUUUUUGUCCUGUACAUAAGCACUGUUUGCAUAAGGUCUGAGAUGUUGCUCUAUUUUUUAAAUGUACAUAAACCUUUUUAAGUCGGGCAGGCCUUUUUUUGGCAGAGUAUAAUGUUAGUGGAUGAGGAAAUAAAUCAAGAUAAUUUGCAGCCGC
Paramormyrops kingsleyae is the source of this 4097-nucleotide messenger RNA. RefSeq names its product protein HEG homolog 1. The record is from RefSeq and is a predicted model, not a curated record. Lineage: Eukaryota; Metazoa; Chordata; Actinopteri; Osteoglossiformes; Mormyridae.